GUCACGCAAGGCUGCCUUAGGGACGAGUACCUAGGUAUCUAUACAUUCAUCUACAGCGCCAACCGGUUUCCUUCUUCUCAUUCCUCCAGAAACGCUGGCGGCGACUGACGAAAGCGCCAUGGCUCCCACAAGCGACGACCACAAGACGUUCAUUCCCUUAGAAAACAAUCCAGAAGUCAUGACCAGCUUGGCCCAUCAACUAGGCUUAUCUUCAACCCUUGCUUUUCACGAUGUAUACAGCUUGACCGAUCCUGAUCUGCUCGCUCUUCUUCCCAGACCUGCCAAUGCGCUUCUUUUUGUGUAUCCAUGCACCAAGCAUUCCGAGGCAUAUUACGCCCAGAUCAACGAAGCCGAACCAGAUUAUGACGGAGCUGGAUCAGAUGAGCCAGUCAUGUUCUAUCGGCAAAUCAUUCAUCAUGCCUGCGGUCUGAUUGGUUUGCUGCACUGCGUCACGAACGGCUCUGCGGCCGAUCACAUCCAUCCCAGCAGUGACCUUGAGGGGUUGAUAGAGAAGACCAGGCCUCUUCAGCCUGUAGCAAGAGCACAAUAUCUCCAUGACUCGGACAUGUUGGAGAAAGCACACUCUGCAGCCGCUGAACUCGGUGACACUACGGCCCCACCUCUGGGAGAGGAUCCCGGCCAUGCUUUCAUCGCCUUCGUCAAAGGCAAGGACGGCCAUUUGCAUGAGCUGGAAGGUAGGAGGAAAGGCCCAGUCGAUCUCGGCGAGCUUGAAGACGACAAAGAUGUCCUAAGUGAAAAGGCACUGAGCAUGGGACCGCUGCCAUUCAUCCAACGAGAAGAAGCGGCCGGAACCGGUGUGUUGAGAUUCAGUUGCACAGUCCUUGGGCCUGCCGUGGAGUCGUAGCGUUGACCGCCGACGUCUGGUAAUAGAUCUCAGUGACCUCAUCAAUACGUCCUCGGCAUGGCAUUAGCCACGACAGGAGCGAUCUGUCGAGGAGGGUUUGGGUCGUUUAAGCGAGCAUGAAUUCUGGGCUCUUGAGAUCAACCCAACCCAAAUUGGGUUCACUUUGUUUCCACCCCAGCCGCUC
This is a messenger RNA of Exophiala viscosa, 1049 nucleotides long. RefSeq names its product ubiquitin C-terminal hydrolase L3. Lineage: Eukaryota; Fungi; Ascomycota; Eurotiomycetes; Chaetothyriales; Herpotrichiellaceae. Bases 119 to 865 code for a protein of 248 amino acids. Gene Ontology annotation, biological process: protein deubiquitination; ubiquitin-dependent protein catabolic process. Gene Ontology annotation, molecular function: cysteine-type deubiquitinase activity. The transcript is spliced from 2 exons. The record is from RefSeq and is a predicted model, not a curated record. Gene Ontology annotation, cellular component: cytoplasm.